Molecule: messenger RNA, 912 nt
Organism: Calliphora vicina (urban bluebottle blowfly)
Lineage: Eukaryota; Metazoa; Arthropoda; Insecta; Diptera; Calliphoridae
Product: ADP-ribosylation factor-like protein 15
Exons: 4
Coding region: 1-912 (303 amino acids)
Biological process (GO): non-motile cilium assembly; receptor localization to non-motile cilium
Cellular component (GO): non-motile cilium; ciliary membrane
Molecular function (GO): GTPase activity; GTP binding
Source: RefSeq, a predicted model, not a curated record
AUGACGGGUGCACCAUGUGUUGGCAUUGUACCAGAUAAAAAAUUAAAAUUUUUGUUACUGGGUUUGAGUGGCAGUGGAAAAACCGAAAUUGCUCAUUAUUUGUCGAAAGCACAGCGUCUAGACUAUGAUUCAACAAAUGGCGUACAUAAUUAUAGUUUCAAGCUAAUGGAAACAUUGUGUUCGCUAACGGAAGUUGGCGGCAGUGAUGAUAUGCAGAGGAUAUGGCAUCAUUAUUAUGUGGGAACAAUGGCCGUCAUUUAUUGUUUCGAUUUGUCCUCGAAAUAUGACGAUUUAAAGAAAUCAUUUAAACUACUACACACUGUAUUGAAGAAUCCCUACAUAAUGGCUAAACCUAUUUUAUUGGUUGCCACCAAAGCAGAUUUAGCCGACGAAAGUAUACAAUUGUAUGACAUUGAAAAUGCAUUUCACAUACAAAAUAUGGCAGUUUCCUAUGGCAGCAGUAUAAAAUUGUGUUGCUAUGAUCCGCGAACAGAGCAAAAUGAAGAAAAUAUGAACACAAACGUAAAGUCUGGCAUACAGUGGCUGGUUUCAUAUAUUUUAAAUAAUUACAAUGUCAUACAAAUGCGUUUAAACUGUGAUAAAAAUAUGCAGAAUUGGGAACAGCAGCGCAAUAAACUGGUGGCUGAGGGUAAAUUAGAUUUUAAAAAAUACGAACGAUUUCCCAAGUCCUCCAGUCGUCACAAGCUGUGGCGUUUAUCACGCAAACGUUUAAGACGCAGUCUAAUUAGGCCACGAACGGCUCCUCCCAAGAUUUGCUGCAUUUCCACGCUACAACCUACAGCAGUCAUGUUUAAAGAUUCUACUUCCUUUAAUGUAACAAACAAUUCUUCUAACAAAGUGCCAAACGGUGAAGUAAAAUUACGUAGUGAUGAAGAACAUACAAUUGUAUAA